Vanrija pseudolonga is the source of this 1114-nucleotide messenger RNA. It is a transcript of the gene RAD51, whose product is annotated as DNA repair protein RAD51. Gene Ontology annotation, cellular component: condensed nuclear chromosome. The transcript has 11 exons. Lineage: Eukaryota; Fungi; Basidiomycota; Tremellomycetes; Trichosporonales; Trichosporonaceae. The record is from RefSeq and is a predicted model, not a curated record. Gene Ontology annotation, molecular function: double-stranded DNA binding; ATP hydrolysis activity; DNA strand exchange activity. Bases 60 to 1094 code for a protein of 344 amino acids. Gene Ontology annotation, biological process: mitotic recombination; DNA strand invasion; mitotic recombination-dependent replication fork processing.
CGCAACAAUUUUUUGCACUUACUCCAUUCAACCAAUCGAUAUCCAUCAACAUUCUCACAAUGCAGGACCCCGAGCAUGAUCCUUUCCAGGGUGACAACGGCGAGGAGGAGGACUUUGAGAUCCUCGCCCCCAUCCUCGUCGCCAAGCUUGCCGAGUAUGGCAUCUCUGUUCAAGACACCCAGAAGCUUGCCGACGCUGGUCUCCACACAGUCGAGGCCGUCGCGUUCACGCCCAAGAAGCAGCUCUGCACUAUCAAGGGCAUCAGCGAGGCCAAGGCGGACAAGAUUCUGGCCGAGGCGUGCAAGCUAGUUCCCAUGGGAUUCACGACGGCAACGGAAAUCCACGCGCGGCGAUCCGAGCUCGUUCACAUCUCGACCGGAUCCGUGGGCCUCGACACGAUUCUCGGAGGCGGUAUUGAGACUGGAGCUAUUACGGAGCUGUUUGGCGAGUACCGUACUGGAAAGUCGCAAAUAUGUCACACCCUUGCGGUGACCUGCCAACUCCCUGUCUCCAUGGGCGGUGGUGAGGGCAAGUGCCUGUAUAUCGACACCGAGGGCACUUUCCGUCCUGUGCGCAUGCUGGCGGUCGCCGAACGAUACGGCCUGAACGGAGAGGAGGUUCUGGACAACAUCGCCUACGCCCGCGCCUACAAUGCCGACCACCAGAUGCAGCUCCUCGUCCAAGCCAGCGCAAUGAUGGCCGAGUCUCGAUUCUCCCUUCUCAUUGUCGACUCGUGCACCUCGCUGUACCGCACCGACUUCUCCGGCCGUGGAGAGCUGUCGGCACGUCAAAUGCACCUCGCAAAAUUCCUUCGCACUCUGAUGCGUCUUGCGGACGAGUUUGGCGUCGCCGUCGUUGUCACGAACCAGGUUGUCGCCCAAGUCGACGGUGGCCAGUUUGCCUCAGCCGAUGCCAAGAAGCCAAUUGGCGGUAACAUCAUGGCCCAUGCUUCGACCACGCGCCUGUCCUUGCGCAAGGGACGUGGAUCAUCUCGUGUGUGCAAGAUUGUCGACAGCCCAUGUCUCCCAGAAGCCGAGGGCAUCUUUGCGAUCAACGCCAAUGGUAUUGGUGACCCCGAGGAGAUGAAGGAGUAGGCGGGCUCUGUGCAUAGGCG